Molecule: messenger RNA, 721 nt
Organism: Mytilinidion resinicola
Lineage: Eukaryota; Fungi; Ascomycota; Dothideomycetes; Mytilinidiales; Mytilinidiaceae
Product: DUF1783-domain-containing protein
Exons: 2
Coding region: 55-636 (193 amino acids)
Biological process (GO): mitochondrial respiratory chain complex IV assembly
Cellular component (GO): mitochondrial inner membrane
Source: RefSeq, a predicted model, not a curated record
CGCAUCAUUCGAUCCUCUUCCGCCACGAAUUGAUCCCCCAAUUCAACCCCAACAAUGCCUCCCCGAAUACCGCUCCCCCGGCCGGCCCGCGUCCCACUCAGAACCGUCCCCAAGACAGCAAGGCGCACCCUCAUCGCCGCCCCCAAAGCCACCUCGGGCCCCCUCCUCGAGCGCCGCGCCGACCGCGCCCUCCCCACGCUCCCAACGCGCUGGGGCUGGCUGCGCACCCUGCCCAUUUUCGCCGUCAUCGUCGGCGGCUCCUGCCUCGCCAUCUUCAAUUACCAGAAGCAGUCGUCGUCCGUCACGACGUCGACGCUAUACGCGCUGCGCACGAACGCCGAGGCGCGGGAGAUCCUGGGGGACGAGAUUUACUUCCGAGAUCGGAUUCCGUGGAUCAGUGGGGAGCUGAAUCAGCUGCAUGGGCGUAUUGAUAUUAGUUUUGGGGUGAAGGGGACGAAGCAGGGAGCUGUGAUGCGGUUUAGGAGCGAGAGGCGGGGACGGAUGGGGUUUUUUGAGACGCUGGAGUGGAGCCUAACGACUGAAGAUGGGCAGGUGAUACAGCUGUAUAAGCCUGAAGGUCCGGAUCCGUUCAAGAAGAUCACGUCGAGGGAUGAUGAAGACAAAUAUACGCAUUGAGGAACUUCUCGUGUUAAGGCAUGGGAAGUGUAAAAUGUACAUUAUGGCAUUGGGCAGGCGUUUGGGCCAGCUGACUCUUGACUCU